GGUUUAUUGUGAUAAAAGGUCCACUCAUCUCAUGCCUAUGAGUAGCUGUAUAGGUAUAAUAUAACCAGAGUUAGAGAUAAAUUACUUCCAUUCUAGUGAAUCGUUCUCUAGUGAAAGUAUUGUUCCAAAAUCAAUUCUGUUGUUGAUAAGAAAUGUACUUCUAAUAAACACUGUCGAAAUUCCAUAACUCAAAUUUCAUUCGGUACUAUUGGAUUAAAUCCCUACGGAGAAUUUCCGUGAACUUCCAUGGAGAACUAUACAUUUACUGAUUUUGAGUUGUUUUGAGCCCAGUUGAUACAAUACCAUGAAGCAAAUACGAGAAAUUUUUGUGGUGAUCCUUAUUCAUUUGGCUUGCGCCCAUUGCGUACCACAAUGCUGUCACGGAGAAAAUACAGCGAAGUCGACACGGUUCUGUUCGAGUGGAGCACCUAUAAACAUAUCUGGCUGCAAUGUUAGGUUUAUCAUGGAAGAAGCAGAUCAUACUUCAGUAGUUACAGUGGACAAAGACGAUAAUCUGAUUCUUGAUGGAACACACAUGGCAGUAGCGAACGAUUAUUGUUUUACAAAGCUCGAACCUGCCCACAAAAACGUCUAUGUGGUAUGCAUGUCAGAUGAGCUCGUACAACAGGAUUCACAAGAAGUGCAAAUAUCUUUGAACAUAGUACUUCAAAUGAUCUCUGUGAUUUUCAUCUUCUUCACUGUCAUCGUGUAUUUGAUAUUGCCUCAAAUGCUAGACUUACAGGGUAUAAGCAUCAUCCAUUCCAUGACUGGUUUAGCACUAGCGUACAUUGUGCUGGUGGUAAUCAAUCUUUCCACGCAUCUACGGCCAUUGAUGUGCCAUUUUCUAGCGUACUGCGUCUAUACUUCUUUCUUAUAUGCAUUUUUCUGGUUGAACAUCAUUUGCUUCCAUAUCUGGAGACAAAUUAUAAACCCAUAUAUCCUUGCUUCAGUGAAACGCUGGAGGCUAAUUUACCACAUUUACGGCAUAAUGGGACCUCUUCUAUGUAUGGUCGUUUUGUUGAUAAUCCACUAUGUUGAUACUCCUUACUUCAAAAGUAUACACCCUGGAAUAGGAGAAGUCAGUUGUUGGUUCAAAUCUUCAAGAGAAACAUUUAUCUAUUUCUACAUGCCCGUAAUCAUUUUGAUCUCCUUGAAUGUGGUCUUUUUCAUUUGGACAUCUGUAGUGCUAUGGAAACAGUCGAAAAACUGCAAGAAGAACAAAAUAAUGAAAUACAGGGUACGGAUGUACGUCAAACUGUUUUUCGUUAUGGGGGUCACAUGGAUAUUCGAGGUAAUCCAGACUGUCACCGAUGGCCACUUCAGGUGGCUCUGGUACUUUCUGGACGCUGUGAAUGCGUUGGAGGGGCUCAUCAUUUUCCUGAUAUUGGUGGUUUUCCGGAAAAGAGUCGUACGGUCGCUGGCCAACAAAACAAUUUUCAAUAGAAUCAAACUUCCUUCGAGCUGGAAGUACGUCGAGGAUAGUGAAUGCGAAGAACUGGACGUUGAAGAGGAGCUCAACUGUUUGGAAUCUCGGGAUGAAAAUAUAUAUACGACAGAAGUUCAAAUUAAAUGAUAUCGAAUGAUAUCGAAUGUACAAAUUCCUAAAAUGAUUCAAUUAGUUACAUGAAGAACUUAUAUAUAACAGCCCUGUUAACACAGAUUGAUCCCAGAGAUCAGAGGGCAUCACAUUCAUGCCUUACAUCCCAUCCGUGACUCGGAAUGAGGGUCUCGGUGAAAUCACAAUGACUGCUAUUCCGGACCUUUUUGGUCAUUUUAUGAUUCACAUCAUGAUGCCAAAUGAAACUCACAGUAUACGUAUUAAGCGACUCCUCAUUCAACAUCAGAAUUAUUUGAUUUCGUUUGUUACAUAAACAGCCAUGGGAUGUGAGGCAGUCCAAUCAAAUGGUAUUUUCACUUGGGAAAAAUUCAAAUAGUCGGUUUCUCUGUGGUUUCAUUUGUUUUUGGAGGUGCUGAAUUCGAAUCUGAAUUUUGCAUACAACAUUUCCUGGAGCGUUCCGAGAUAUUACCAAAAAACAGCGAAAUUUUCGCACUUUUUUCGGUUUUUCCCCGUAACUCGGGAACUAUACGUUAUAUCGAAAAGACCGCCCCAUAAAAAGUUGAAGGAGAUAACAUUUCCUAAAUAUAAUUCUGAUUGCUCAUGAAUGUAGGACUAACGAAUGCGGAGAUAGAACCAGUUGAAAAUUGACCAAAUUUGCGUACUUUUCAAAAAAUAGACUUCUAAUAAAGCCUAAAAUUUUCUUGGCGGUUGAAUUUUCCGUUUCAACAGGCGUUAUCUAGACCUGUUUUAGGGUAGUCAAUCUUUGGCGGACUGGUACAUUACAUGAACAAAAGUGCUCCGCGGUUUAGUGUCAGUCUCCUCUAGACCCAUUAUUUUUUAGAGGGUAGUGGUUUAGCUCUUGUUUGCUGAGACUCACUAGCUUACGAAUUGUUGAAGAACUCUUUCCUUCUCGUUUACCUGGAGUUGCUCAACAGUAGCAGGAUUUUUAACUUCAUUCUUAUUUUCUAAGCUCUAUGAUAAGGUGUGGCAUUUGCUUGUCUCACAGAAAGGUAAAAUGUGAGCUCUGCACUUUAUUGCUAGGCGAUCAGCUGCCUCAUUCCCUUGACGCCUUGGAACCCACAUGAGCGAGAAUUGAUUAUAAUACUUAUCCAUCUCAAAAUAGGUAAUUUUGAUAGUUUAAAUAGUUCAUCAGUUUUUCAUCAUUUCAAAGAAUACCCUAUAGUAUUUGGAAUCAUUGUAUCGCAAUUAUAACAACUAUAAUUCCAGCGUACAGCAUUAUACUUUUUAGUCCUACAUUUAUAAACAAGAACAAUUUUAUCCUGUAAAUUUUAUCUACUUCAACUUUUUAUAGGGCGGAUUUCCGAAUUACGGGCAAAAAAUCGAAAAAAGUGUGAAAAUUUCGCUGUUUUUUGCUAAUAUCUCGAAUAUCAUAUAAAACCACAGAGAAACCGACUAUUCGAAUUUUUUCCCGCAUUGGGUCCGUUUUACUUCUGACUGAGCUAAGGUUCCAGUGAGUCUUGGUUGUUAGAGAGCCUGAUAAAUUCACCUACAUUUCAAGUCCCAAAUCUAAUAAAAUGUGACGAAUAUUGCAAAUGUUUUGUACAAUGGAGAGGCCCCUGACGAUACCAAUAAUGAUGUUUUGUUGUAAUUCACAUUGAGUUACCUAUAGCGAGGCAUGAAUGUGACAUCCCAGGGAUGUUUGUGUUUACUGAAAGGUUUUUACAAAUUGAUACUAUUGACUCUUGAGACCAAAACGAGAAGUUUGAAUCAAACUUACCUCUAAACCAAAACGCUCGCUCCGUUUAACCGCUACAGGGCGUUGGAAUUAGAUUUUUAUUUUUAAUUUUACGCAUCAGGCUCUGUCUUUUGAAUUCGUGGAGAAAUGUGUGCCAUAAUAUUGAAUAUAAUUGAUAUACUUGGUAUGAUUCCAUAUGAAAAUUAAGUACGAAUAACCUACAAUCAUGAAAUAAUUCUGCAAAGUAUGCGUGCAUCGAAUUGAAUUUGGUAAAUUAACUUGCAAACCAAUAGACAUAUCUAAAAAUUUCAAGAGGGCUAAAAAAAUUCAUUGAACAUUGUUA
This is a messenger RNA of Phaedon cochleariae (mustard beetle), 3597 nucleotides long. NCBI's taxonomy places the organism in Eukaryota, Metazoa, Arthropoda, Insecta, Coleoptera, Chrysomelidae. The record is from the annotation of a GenBank genome assembly.